GCAUGGAGCCGGGGAUUCGGAGGCGAUAUCAUGAAUGUUUCUAGCCCUCAAGGACAGUUUGGGUGUUUCUGCGAAGAUGUGGUAAGAUUGCAACCACGCCGUGUGACGCGUGUGAUAGUGGUUGUGGUUGAUCUCAUCAGGGAUGCGCUUUCAUGCGCGACCUCGAGCAGCAGGGGGUGAGCAGGCGAAUGCAAUAACACAGAAACGGGAUUUGGUUUGCUUGUCGUUUUUGCGUGUGCAGAUGUCGGGCGUCGCCGCUCACUUUCGUCUUCUUCACACUGCUCACAGGGAGUUUCAGUCCCAGUUGCAGUCACUCAAGCACGAGAAUGCCGUACUUAAGCAGGAAGUGGUGCAUCUUAAGAAGGUCAGACAGACAACCGCCCAGACACGAACACACGGGCCUGGUGAGCAAGCGGCUCAGUUGCUCGUUGUCCUGUGUACUGGGUCAUGCUGUGCCACCAGAGUUUGACUAGCGCAUCAUCUAGCGCUCGCGGCUCUCUGGCCGAUCGCAAUCCCCUUCCCCCUCCCCUCCCUCCACCGCACCCCACCCCUCCCCCACACCCAUCGUCGCCAUCGCGCCUGUUCGCAGGCCGAUCUCAGGGCAAGAGGAGCAUCGCUGACGAGGAGGCCGCCAAGGCGCUCCCCGCAGCAGCCGACGAUGAAGUGCAGGAGAUCACCCCACCCUCGCCCAAGCGGCCGCGGACGGAUGGCGGUGGGGGGCAGGGAUACCUGGGCGCUGAGCAGAUCGACGACGAUGACGAUGACGAGAUGACGAUGCGGCCGGCCAUCGACGAUGAGAUCACCAUGCGACCGCAGGCAGCCGUCGAACCGCAGCUGCAACCUGCUGACAAGGAGGAGCGGGAGGGACAGCGAGAGGCACCGGGGGAGGGAGAGGGAGAGGGGGAGGGUGGCGUCAAUCACGAGGCGCCGGCAUGUGUGGCCAUGGACGUGGACCAGCAGCCAUCCACGCCUGUCCGCGAGCCGCCCAAGACAGACGAUGACCGUGACGACGGCUCAGGGUCUCAGACGCAGCAGCCAGCACAGCCCGUCCCCCCACCGGCCCCCAACACCCAAGCCCGCGAGCAGCGCCAGCAGCAGCCGGCAAAAGGGGGAGGGGACAAGGAGGCCAGCGGUGGCUCCUCACUGGAGGAGCUGCGUGUGUGGGCGAAGGCCGAGGCGGGGAGGGCCAGGAAGCUCAUCAACGAUGGCAGGCAUGACGAGGGGCUGGCCGCGGUUGACGCUAUGCUAUCGAAAGUCGGCUACCAGCAGGACGGCAGUACGCAGACACACACACACACACACGCAUCUGCAACUGGGCUGCAGGAGGCCAUCCACUCUCGUCUCUGUCUUUGUGUGUGUGUUGGGCGCAUUGUUUUCAGCUCUCAAUGGCAUUCUUGGGAUGGCCAACAGCAACAAGGCUGCUGUUCUCACACUGAAAGGCCAAUUUGAGGCCGCCCUACAGGUAUGCAAUCAGCAUUUCAGAUGGACGAGAGGGCCAUCCCCUCAUUAUGUGUGCGGUUGGCUGAUACGGUCCCCGUAGGCGGCGAACCUGAGUGUUGCUCUGUGUCCCGGCUGGCCGAAGGGCAGGCUGAUCCGUGGCAACGUCUACCGCAAGCAGGGCAACCUCGAAGCCGCCACAGCGGAGUAUCACGCCAUCAUCGCAAUGGUCACACACAGCACGACACAACACAAAGAUACUCACACCGACCGAGACGCAUCGACAGCAGCUCUCGUUUCUUUUGCUCUCCUUCUUUGCUGUGCACUCAGGAGGAGAAUUUCAGCGGGUCGGCUGAAGAUGCUCGCAAGGCCAAGGAAGACGCCCGGCAGAAUCUGUCCAGAAUCGCGGCCGCAAAACCACCACCCCGACCCCCUCAUCCCGGCAAGACUGAGAGACCCCUUUAUAAUAUCUAGGCCACUCAUGAGUGCGUCAUUAUUACUGUGUGUGCCAUGCUGUGUGUAGGGAAGAAGAGCGCACCGGCGCACACACCAACACCAGCAGGCUCGGCAGCCCAGGGGCAGCGCAAAGGCAACGGCGUGCGGACCAAGAGCGAGCCCAAGGCAGCAGCAGCAGCAGCAGCGGUAGCAGCAUCGGCUGCGGUCAAGAGGGAGAGUGAGGCGGAGGGGGGGAAGGUUGAGAGAGGGGGAAGGGACCAGGGGCUGCUUGUGUGGAGCGGGAAGGUGUGUCGUGAGCAGUGUCCAUACUCGGCGAUUCGAGCCGUCAGCUCCGUCGUCGAACGGACUGUCAGGUACAAAAAAAGACGCCGGCCGCAGAGAGAAGGAGGCCUGCCCGGUGACCGCUUGUUUGCUUAUCCCAUCCCAUUCAUGGUCAGAGUGAUGCGUCUGCAGCGUGGCAGCCCCAUGUACAACACCGUCAAGGCCAUCGUGGACGACCGCCGCCUCACUGAGAUGCGCAUCACGCGCUACCCGGCGGACACGAGCAGCGGCACCCCCACCCUGCUUCUGGUGCGAGGGCAGGUGUGUGUGGGCCGGGGCGGCAAUGGCGAGAAGUUGGAGGUGGAGAUCAGACUGCCUGAGGUGGGGGAGGGGGAAGACUCGCAGAGUGAGGGCACCGAGGAGGCGGCCGCCAAGUUCGUCAAGACCAAAUGCACAUGCCCUCUCGGUGAGUGAGAGGGUGCAAGAAACAAACAAGCAACACGGCGAUGCGAUAAUCGAUCUGUCGUGUGUGUGCCCGUCUCGUCUCGUCUUGUGUAUGCCAUGCCAUGUCUGACAGGUCGUUCUCCUGGGAUGGGUAUGUGUCAGCACGUCUCUGCGCUGGUGCUGUGGCUGCGGGAGUGCCUGCGGGCGCCAUUCGCCAACGGCAGCCACGCCAACGGACGACAGAUCACACUCAACCCCGCUGACGAAAGACGGGCGAUCGAAGAGGUAGGUGGCCUGGCUGAGCCAGGCCACCUACAUGGAUUACAGUACACACACCGACGACGUGUUUGGAUGUGUCUGGGUGUGGUGUGGUGUGGUGUCUGUCAGGCCAAGGGUCGUCUCUCUCGCCGCACUGUGGAAGAACUCAAGACGUUGCUCAGGUGAGAUGCGAUGCCGACAUGACAUCCACGCAGCAGACCAGACCGACGUUUGGGCCCACGUGUAGUGUAGUGUGCUGCACUGACCUGACCUCAUCUGGUUUGUCUGGGUGCGUCUUGUCGUCCCAUCCAUCCACAGGUUGAAUAACCAGUCCGUGACUGGCGACAAGGCUCAGUUGGUCGCCCGAGCGGCCGACAGGGAGGUGCGAGGGUACGGACGGACGGACCGACGCACCGACGAACCGACACAACACAAACACAACCACAACCGCACCGAACGAACACCUUGCAGACUCGUCCAUUGGCCUUUUCUUGUCGGUCAGUGCCAUCCCGAAGUGUCCCAAGUGUAAGGCCUACUACCUGCGCUACCGAGAACCCGACAGAGGUCCAAAUCGACACACUCACAGUGUCACGGAGAGUCCGCCCCACGUAUCCUAUCCCCCUUUGUGAUUGCAGGUUCGGGCACUCAGGGGGUCUACUACUGCCCCGGCCGGCCUCAGUACGAUGAAGAUUUCUGCGGCUAUGAGUCGAGUGACGUGCAGAGGAUCCCGUGGAGACUCUCGUGACGGCCGACCGACCGACCGACAGAGAGACAGACAGACAGACAGACAUCGACGGAGAGACAGAUGGAUGAGUCACAGUUCUGCCCAUGCCGUGCCGUAUGCCAGCCCGCACUUCCUUCCUGGGUUGGGUGUUGUGUUGGGUGAGCGACAUGACAUUCUGUGUGCACCACCAAUGGAAUGCAUGUACAGUAAGUACAUACCAAUGCUCAUGCUUCAUUAUGCUGCGUGGCGUGG
Vitrella brassicaformis is the source of this 3832-nucleotide messenger RNA. NCBI's taxonomy places the organism in Eukaryota, Vitrellaceae. The record is from the annotation of a GenBank genome assembly.